UGUCGCUUGCUGGACAGUGAAUGGGGGUGGGGGGGGAGGUCACUUGCAGACAGACAGACGGCAGCCUCGGCUGUUGCAGACACGGGGAAGGACACGGAGACACGGACAGCGGGGACAGAGACACGGACAGCGGGGACACACGGAGAGCGGGGACAGAGACACGGCCGAGCGGGGCGUCAGUCGCGUGUUGCCCGUCUCUGCGUCCACGAUGUCUUCGUACGUGGAAUUUCCGAUCAUCAAACAAGAGGAUGAAGAAAGUCCAAGCUUUGGAGCGUGUCCUGACUUCACGAUGAAAUGCGAAGAUGCCGCUCCAGAUGUCAAUUCCGUUAAGGCUGAAGAAGCCACCGAGAAUCCAGAGGGGAUGGCGGAUUGCCACGACGGACAUCCUGCCAAUCCAAAACAGAACUUGACCACCAAGGUGGAGGUGUGGGCGGAUGACAUAAAAAAGUUCAUCCAGGUGGAGUUGUUGGAGGACACUGGUCAAGUUCUGCAUCCAAAUACUCGUCAAGUUGGAGAAACCAGUGAGAGACCAGAGGGCACGGACGAUUCCCAUGGAUACGUUGACAAUUUAGACCCAAACUUCAUCAAGGUGGAGUCAUCAGAGGAGGAUGCUGGUGAAGCGGUUGAAGCAAAAGGGAGGAGGCUUCUGUGCGAGGAGUGCAGGAGGGGCGGUUGCUUCGAAACGACGACGGACGAAGUGGGGCGCAUCUGCCAGACCCCGCGAGAAGGCUGCACGCGGUGCGGCAAGACGCUCCACAGUGUCGCCUUGUCAUCCAUCGGCAGCCGGCAGAGGCCACGCGCCGACGGAAAGGCGACCGUGCCGGCCGUCGAUCGCGAGGCCCGUAACGCGACGAGCGCCGCUGACGGCAGGAAGCACGUGUGCGCGUAUUGCGGAAAGGGGUUUUCGUGUAACUACGAGUUGCAGAAGCACGUCAGGACGCACACGGGGGAAAAACCUUAUGUGUGCAAAGAGUGCGGGAGGGGGUUCGCACGGAGUUUCGACUUAAAGACUCACUUUAUAGUGCACACCGGCGAGAAGCCGCACGCGUGCAAGGAGUGUGGGGAGCGCUUUGCGCAGCGCUCUCACUUGGAGGCGCACUCCGUGUCGCACACGGGCGAGUGGCCGCACGCGUGCACGGAAUGUGGGAAGGGCUUCAUGCGGUCGUACGAUUUAAAGAUCCACUUCAGGAUCCAUACCGGCGAGAAGCCGCACGCGUGCAAGGAGUGCGGCAAGGGCUUCACGAGGCGUUCAAAAUUGGAGGCGCAUUCCGCGUCGCACACAGGCGAGUGGCCGCACGCGUGCGGCGAGUGCGGGAAGGGCUUCGCGCAGCGCUCCGAUCUGGAGAAGCACAAGAGGAAGCACACCGGCGAGAAGCCCCACAUCUGCAAGGAGUGCGGGAAGGGCUUCGCGCAGCGCUCCUGCCUAGACAAGCACGCCAUCACGCACACCGGCGAGAAGCCGCACGUGUGCGGCGAGUGCGGGAAGGGGUUCAAGUGGCGCGAGCAAUUGGCGGCGCACUCCAUUACCCACACGGGCGAGUGGCCGCACGUGUGCAAGGUGUGUGGGAAGGGCUUCGCGCAGCGCUCCAAGUUGGAGGGGCAUUCCGUGUUGCACACGGGCGAGUGGAGGCACGUGUGCGGCGAAUGCGGGAAGGGCUUCGUGCAGCGCUCUGACCUGGAGAAGCACACGAGGACGCACACGGGCGAGAAGCCCUUCGUGUGCGGCGAGUGCGGGAAGGACUUUGCGCACCGCUACCAUCUGGAGAAGCACAAGAACACGCACCGGUGAGAGGCCCGUGGGUGCGCGUGCAGUGUGGGAAGAAGGACUCUGCCGGAGUGUGUACGUAUGUACGUGUUGGUGAACUUUCGCAACGUACGUAGCGAACCGCGCUAAUCAGAGGUGCGGGAAGUGAUGAUUAUAAAGAGGCGCCCCUAGAACUACCCGGUAGAAAUCUUGAAUCCUGAGGUUUUCCCAUUUGACAUUGAAAGCAAUGGUGAAUGGGUUUUCUUUUCUCCGGAAUACAUUUACCGAUUUGUGUAUUGUGCUCGUGAACGACGUGUAUUAAUUAGUAGGGAUGUAUUUAAGACCGCAACAAGAGGAUGAUGCUGGUUGUAAUUACUGGCAAAACCUCACGGUACUCGAAUUGUAAAUGUCGUGGGUUUACUCUCCAACACACAACCGGUGAGUGCUGAACUAAGUAAAUUGGCACGUUUUGUUUACGUGACAAACUUUACUAAUUGUCUGUGUCUGGAUGGUGGUGGUGGUUGUGCUGCUCCCAAUGCAUCCUCGUUGGGAUUUCAUUCGAUUUGUAUGUAUGAUGAACUCCGCACUUGAUUAUUGGCUCACAAGUGACGACAUAUUUAGCUCUCUAUUUACGACCAAACCAGGAGGAAGAUUUCUCCACAACUCUCUGGCUGUUGCCUGACGAGGCUGGUUGUGAUUACCGGCGAAACAUCAUCGUACUUGAAUUGUAAAUAUUGUGGGUUUACCCUCCAACAUACAAAAACCGGUUAGUGCUGAACUAGUAAACGAAUUGGUCACGUUUUAUUUACGUGACAAACCCUUUACAGAUUGGCUCUGUGUAGGGUGGUGGCAGGUUUAACAACACAAUUGAAUUUCCGUGAUCUAACCCAACAAAAAACUAUUAUUAUGGGUAAUGUUGUUUCAACGUCGAUGAUUUCAAAAUAGACAUUCGUCAGACCCCAGCGCCCCUUUGGCGACUCCCACAUUGUUGUGUUGAACCUUUUUGGGCAGUAUCCAAGAUGAUGACAAAAAAUAAGAAUAGGUUUUACCCCGUUCUGGCAAUAAAACAGGUGGUGUUAAGAUGUUCAAACAGUCUGCAUUCAUCCACACGUAAUUGUGGUGGCAAAACUUGCAAACAAACAUGCUCUGAUAACAUAUGCAUUGUCUGUUCGUCUUUUAGUAUUCUCUGGUCUAACACUGGUGAGACAAGGCCGUACAAUCGGUUUCAAAGACAAUGCAUACAUUAUUAUCACAUGUUUAUUAGCAUGUUUUGACAGACCUAUGUGUGGUUAAUGCAGACUUGAUGCCUUGCAAAAGGUUACUAUUUGAUGUUUGAUCAUCUUAACACCUGAUUUAUUGCCAGAAGCUGUAAAACUUAUUCUUAUUUUUUCAUCAUCCCACAUUGUUCAUUGCCUGAGAUCCUUCACAACCAACCUGCACUCACACAUGUUAGACUCUUUCCCCCCUUCCUCCACCCACCCCUCCCGUGUUCAUAUAAAUGAAAGAAACGGCCAACCGCUGCAAUAGUCCAGCUAUUUACCUGUAAUUGAGGACGCGUAUGAAUGACCCUGUAAAACAUGAGGCGGUUAACUCUGUGUGUGUUUAUCGUUGGAAGUGUAUCGUGCAUUGUGCAUCGUGAAUAGGAAAAUAUUUUUACUUCAUGUGGUGAUAAACUGGUGAUAUCA
Molecule: messenger RNA, 3429 nt
Organism: Petromyzon marinus (sea lamprey)
Lineage: Eukaryota; Metazoa; Chordata; Hyperoartia; Petromyzontiformes; Petromyzontidae
Biological process (GO): regulation of transcription by RNA polymerase II
Cellular component (GO): nucleus
Molecular function (GO): DNA-binding transcription factor activity, RNA polymerase II-specific
Source: RefSeq, a predicted model, not a curated record